This is a messenger RNA of Porites lobata, 1613 nucleotides long. Lineage: Eukaryota; Metazoa; Cnidaria; Anthozoa; Scleractinia; Poritidae. The record is from the annotation of a GenBank genome assembly.
GUCAACGAUGUCUUCCCGGUUACCGCGUCUUCGCCUUCUUCUAGCGGUUCUACCCCAGCUCCUACAGUUAACACCUCGGCUUCUCCACCAAGUCAACCUGUUUCCCUGCCGGACACCAACGCGCUAGCCCAGGCAAUUUCAAGAGCUCUCGCGGAAUCGCUCCCUCCGCUGCUAUCUUCCCUUCGAGAUUCCAGUGGCGGGAACUCGAACACGGCCGCGGCGUCUGUUCCUCUCUCCUCGACUUCGACUUCUACGCAGUCUCCGGCAUCCUCUAGCUCCAGUACCCCUGGCUCUACCUCCCAGUCUUCAGGUACGCUUGUUGUGCCCUCAUUUAUUUCAACGUACAGCUCAUCUGGCGGUCCUUCGGUAGUCUCCUCUCUUCCCGCCACGUCCUCCGCCAACUUGCCUGUAGUGGUUGGGGGCUCUUGUGGUGGCGCGACCGGAACCGAGUCCUCUACGCUUCCAAACCUCAAUAAAGCAUUUGUGGUGGGCCCUGGCUAUGCUCCAGUCCCCUUUAAGCUUGUUUCUAAAAUUACCGCAGGGCUUUUUGUAGACUUGGCUGACCUCCUUCCGGACAACAUCAGAGCUCAAGAAAUCGAACCCCAAGCGUUUUUGGAGGGAAAACUGGUGGUAUCAGGGUCGAAGAAACGGGUAAUUGAAAUAGCAGACAUCAUCACCUGGAUUGAAGCCUUCACAAUCUUUUCUAUGAUUCUUUGCCACACCUUCCCCUCUCGCUGGAAAGAUUUAAAUCAGUACAAGUUACUCAUCAUCCAGACAGCAAGGCGCUUUUCUGACAAAUCGUGGCUCCACUACGACAUCGCCUUCCGAAAAGAAGCCGCAGCCUCAGGUUCAACCGACUGGUCUCGCAUGCACCCAGACCUCUACAACUUUCACACCAGAUCUCCAGUGACCACCUCAACUGCUUCAGGCUCCUCAACUUCCUCUGCCUUGUCACUAUCAGAGCCUCUUGGGUCUUCAGGCAAUCCCCGGUCUAGCCAGUAUUGCCACUCCUGGAACGACGGGCGCUGUCGCUGGCCCUUUGGUCGCUGUCGGUUUCGUCACUCCUGUGAAUCGUGCCACGGGGACCACCCCCGCAUCCACUGCCCUCACCGGUCCGCGCGGAGAGAACGGUCCCGCCCCCUUCUCAGUCAAAGGGGGUCUCCGCCGUCGCUAGGCAACCUCUAGCCAAUUCAACUGUAAAUAGUUUUGUUCCUGUUCACGUUGGUUCUCAUGGUAAUUUUUCAGCGUUAGAGUUGCGUUCUCCUUUUGUGUUACCUUCUCAGCAGCAGGGUCUGCCAAGUUCCAGUUCUUCGUUGUGUUCUCCAGCUGUUUGUCCUUUAAGACCAGUUUCUCAGCUUACUCCCAUCAAUGUGGAUAGAUUCCAGCAUGAACUCUGUCAUCAUCCUAACCCAGACAAAGUUGCAUAUGUGGUCCAAGGCCUUCGCGAUGGUUUUCACCUAGGUUUCAAUUACAGUACUUCCCUGAAGUCGGCAACAGGGAAUAUGGCUUCAGCACUCCUGAACCCUCAGGUCAUUGACAAUUACUUGCAGUCGGAAGUUCAGUCAGGCAGGGUGGCGGGCCCCUUCUCCCAGCCUCCCCUCCCUGUCCUCCAC